AGAAGAGGAGGAGGAGGAGGAAGAGCGACCUAUCAGCGACGAGGCUAAACGGCGUGCUCGGGCCGUCUUUGAGCGUGCACAUAAACUUUUCAAGGAGAAGGAGCUCAAGGAAGAGCGUGUGGAGCUCCUCAACGCGUGGCGGUCGUUCGAACAUACUCAUGGAUCGCCAGAGGAUAUCGACAAUAUCGAGAAACAGAUGCCGCGGCGGGUCAAGAAACGGAGAAAGCUGGACGACGACCGAUACGAGGAAUAUAUGGACUAUGUGUUCCCCGCAGACGACAAGUCGGCAGCGAACCUGUCGAAACUGUUGCAGAUGGCACACAAAUGGAAGCAGGGGUCAACGGAGAACUAAUCAGCUACUGUACAUAUACCGUAUUUACCUAUUAUUUGAAGUUCAAUCUGACGAUUCAACUGUGGGAUCAUCUACAACGGUCUCCGCUGUAUAUGAAUGGCUUGUCAAGUCGCUAAAAAGAAGUAUAAAUGGCGCCGCCAAAGUCAUCACAGCCUCAGGCGUCUGUGAAGAAUAUUGCAACGGCCAAUGACAAUGCAGUAAGGAUGCAUUCAUGAGCUGGAGGUCAGGCCGACAGUCAGAAAUUGGGGUCUCGGGCUGUGAGUGGUGCGCCCUGACGAUCUCUGCUGCCACUCGCCCAGCUGACGCAGGAACGGUUGCACAGUCAUUGGAUUCGCUUUGUCUCCCUUCUGACUUGCUUUUGAAAUCUCUGUCGUCUGAGAAAUUGGCAUCCUCUUGUUCGGACGGUUUGUAGACAAAUCAGUAGGCAUCAUGGCCAUCAACGAACGGAGUGACUUUGCGUCGCCCAACCAUGGAUCGAGGACGCUAGCGGGAUACUCUCGAUAUACACCGUACCUACCCCUGAACGGGUCCCUUGCAGUGUCUGGUCUUUGUAUGGCGCGUCGAUUCGCGUGUGCUACCUGCAGCUGAGCUUGUCUGGUCAUAUUGGUUUCUGGAGGUUCCAUAAUGCAUUCUGAUCUUCGCUGCUUUUCCUCUCCGGUUUGCUCUUCGCGUGCUCUGCAGGCUGUGUCCUUGUGUUUCUUUGCCCAUCGUGCUGGUCGCUCUCACAGUCCAUCCCACGAUCCUUCCUUUCCCCUCGAUUGCCCUUCAGUUUCUGUUUCUCUACCUUCAUUCAAUUGACGACUUCCCGAAAAGACUCGUUUGAUCCCAGGUGAGAAUAUUUCUUUCGCGGCCGGCCCAAGCUGGGGCCGCUGUUUCACCUACCAGCGUUCGCCCAUACAACAGUCCCCCAAAUUAAUUAAUUCUGGUCUUCCCACUCUCGUGUCUCUCCCCUGACUCGGAGCUGCCCGUUUCCUCUCUCUUCGCCUCCUCCCAAUUCAAUCCCUUCCUCUCCUUUGCAUUUUCGUGUGUUUUCCUCGACCUUCGCGGUCUUGUGUCUCUCGUUUUCUUCUCUUGCUGCCCGGUUUGACAUCGUGCUUCGCUCCGCCCGCCCCAUGAACUAUUUCAGCCCCUGAGAAUUCCCCGAUUGACAGCCACCACCAGGUCGCCAUUCUUGCCGUUUCCUUCGCUCUCUUUGGGGUCAUCAUCUCGUCGAUCGUUCGCUACCGGCAUUGAAGCGCAGUCUCAGGUCCUGCGUUCGCUCUGUAAACCCAUCCACGUAACUCUGUCGAGUACAAGACAUCGUCCUCGGUGACGGUUCCUUCCCUUUCAUUAUCAUGAGAUAGUGCUCUGGCAGUCACCUUCAGUUCUCCCUCUCCUCCCUCCCUAGGCUCCUCCCCGCCUCACAUUCCUUUUGGGUGGGUGGCUAUCCCACCGGAUCCUUUCUUCGACUGGUAAAUUCGAAGACUCGAAUUGAAUCUACCUAUUCUUUCGCAACAUGUUCGCACCGAGACCUCCAGUGUCGCUUGAGGGCCACUGCUCGGCGAUUCAUAACAACACCCUUUACACCUACUCCCAAGAAGGAUUUCUGUCGAUUCCACUCGAAUACAAUGCAACCUGGACCGAAUUGACACCGGGCGUGCCAGUAUCGGAUGCCGUAUGUGUUACAGGUGGUAUUGAUGGCGAUGAGAGCCAGCAAGCCCUCUAUAUAGUUGGAGGAACGUCUUCAAAGUCGGAAAACCCCGGUCUACAACGCUACUCCUUCAAAGAUAAGAAGUGGAGGACCAUCCCACUCACGGCUGACAACCUUUCGAAUCGGACGUACCACGGCGCUGUCUAUCUCAAAUCUAUUUCUUCGAUCUUGGUCUAUGGCGGCAACCAAAAGGAUGGGUCCACUGUGUCUUCCGACACCUUCAUUGCACGCACUUAUGAGCCUUAUGAUCUUGACUCCCAAUCUGGAGAAAAAGCGUCACCUGCCGCUUCUCCUGUCCUUUUAACCUGGAGCGAUGGUACCGCAGCUCUGUUUGGCGGCGAGACUAGCCCUGUUGGGGUGCAUUUCUGGGACUCAGUUAGUGGAUGGCACGGCUCUGGCUUCGAAAUGACACAACAAUUGCCAGAAAAGGCAGAAUUCGCCCUCUUCAACAGUACAGACGGCAGCAAGAUAUUUCAGACUUUUGAUAUGAGCGUCUCCCCCAACAAUGUCACAAGCAUGGCUAUGUUUCCCGACAGUGCCAAUCCCCAGGCUUCCAGAAUGGUGAAGAGGGUUUACCCUUCCUAUGACGAUUCAACUGCCUCCACGACCACACGCCAAGCUUACUCAUUAGCUCAAGAUGAUGAUGGACAGGUCGUCAUUUCCAGUGGCAAUGGUACUGAAUCUAUAGUUAUCUUCGACCAGGCUCAAAACGAUUGGGUUAAUUCGACACAAUUAUUCUUCGGUGACAAAUCCGAAGAGGAGAUCCUUGAUAUCCUUGGGGCAGCAGCAGCAACGACAACGACUACAACAUCGACUACGCCAACACCUACGGCCACCGAGACUGGAUCCUCGACAUUGUCCGACUCGUCAAGCGGUGACUCGGGCAACGACAACAUUGGCACGAUCAUCGGCGCAACUUUGGGAGGACUUGUAGGCGUUGCCAUUAUUCUGAUUCUGAUCCUGAUGCUCCUCAAGCGGAAGAAGCAGAAGAUGGCCAGGGCCGGUGGAAUGGAUAAGGACCGGUUAAGCUUCCAAGAUCAGGGCGUAGAACCCCUGACUCGCUCAGCUUACCCUAUGGCCGAGAGUCCGGCACCAAGGGCCGCUUCCAUUGAUUCGUUGGCCAUCUUUACUGGAAACACAGGCGACGAAAAGUCUCCCAGGUCAGCGGGUGCACUUCCACAAUACAUGCAAAAAACACAGCCAGCACGGCCAAGUCCGCUCAACAACAUCCAAUCUAGCGAUAGUGACUAUACUGGCGCGGAUAAAGAGAUCGAGGUCGAGGACUCGUCAGCGCGCCCAGGCGACCGGACAACUGACGAAGGCUGGGGCAAAUACUUCCAGAACAACAGCACCCCAACCCUGGUCGGUAUGUCCCAGUACGACUCAUCUCGUGGUUCGAAAGCCACCAUCUGGCCUGGUGGCGCCAAUACUCUUCCUCCGCUAAACACGACCUUCUUGGAUCAACCCCAACCACUCGGUCGAGUCAACAGCGGAAGCCCCACAACUGAAUUCGCGACGUCCGUCAGAGAUGGCAGGCAGAUCGCAAUUCCCCAGAGUCAGUCAGCUCAAAUAUCCAGUGCCGACUCGAUCAGCCUCCACUCGGACGAUGAUGACGAAGCGGAUCGCGGGUACAACCCACGAACGCAAAGCUGGCUCGGCCGACCGCCAAGCAGCGCAUACAGCAGGAGCUUCUAUAACCCUACGCACAGCACACGAGAACUGCCGUCUACAGCCGCGGCUUCGCCCGUUGAUUACAGGAGGCACGACUCGGCACGCACAAACACGCGAGGCUCGAGUAUCUUGAUCCCGGAUGGCCAACCACUACCGCGAAACAACGUCAACUCGGAUAUGAGCUGGCUCAACCUUCAUGCCGAUCGAUAGUCACCAAACACUCCAAUGAAUAGCGUAAUGUCGCACAUGUGCAAAUACGCUCCCUUACCUACCGAGCUGCGAGCAGCAACAAUCCUUAUACCGCCAUAGAGCAUCUUCAUCUCCCUGGAAGAACACAUCCAGACCUCUCUCCGUCCGCUUACGCAUCCGCAUACGCACCCUGCACAGUGCGAAAAAUAAGCACCAAAAUUAGACGAAAAGGUGAGCGUUGAUGCGCCGCCCAACGUCUAGCCCGUUUGCAUCUCCGCGUCUCAUCAGCGCAACUGCCGUGUCGCAUCACUCAGCACUGUAUAAUUCCACAUGUACUAGCGCUUUCUUCGUCUUGUUCGUGUCAUUGUCCUUGCCUUGUCACUGCCGAGCAUCCAUCCCUUUUUUUUUUUUUUCAUUUCUUACUCUCCCUCCCUAAUCAGCCUGGCCUGCUUUUUAUACUCAUUUUCAUUCAAACUCUUGAUAUCCAUCUGCGUUCCCGUUCUUCCGCUCCUUGGUUCCCCCAUUCUCGCUCUUGUUCGAUUGUUUGAAUGUCUUGCAUACUUGGUUGCGAUUACUCUGUACAUAGACCCCUGGUAUGUGGUGUAGGGAUAUUGGGUUUCCUUUUUUUUUUUUUUACCCAUUUCAUCUGAUCUAGCGAGCUAGUCUGCUAGUUGUUGACUUGUUGACUUCCAUGUGCCAGGCACAUGGCUGGUUGAUGUGAAUGGAUUUAUCGGGAUUUUCAGUUUCUGUGCUUGCUUUUAGAAAAUACUUUGCUGGAUAUGACAAGGGCAAAAGGCACCUACGUAAGGUAAGGAAGGGCCUGCAAAGGCAGACGGAGGGCUAUAGUUGCAACCCAACCUCUAGGGGGACUUGCUAAUAUUCCAUAUCCUCGGAUACACACUCCGCUUUCCGCUGGCUGGCUGGCUCGUGUAUUCUUUUCCCACCAGUUGACUGGCCCUCGGAGGUCUUACACAAGAAAGCCC
Messenger RNA from Aspergillus calidoustus, 4885 nucleotides. NCBI's taxonomy places the organism in Eukaryota, Fungi, Ascomycota, Eurotiomycetes, Eurotiales, Aspergillaceae. The record is from the annotation of a GenBank genome assembly.